Messenger RNA from Balaenoptera musculus (blue whale), 1312 nucleotides. It is a transcript of the gene TIMM17A, whose product is annotated as translocase of inner mitochondrial membrane 17A. The record is from RefSeq and is a predicted model, not a curated record. The transcript has 6 exons. Gene Ontology annotation, cellular component: TIM23 mitochondrial import inner membrane translocase complex; mitochondrial inner membrane. Gene Ontology annotation, biological process: protein import into mitochondrial matrix. Bases 44 to 559 code for a protein of 171 amino acids. Gene Ontology annotation, molecular function: transmembrane protein transporter activity. Lineage: Eukaryota; Metazoa; Chordata; Mammalia; Artiodactyla; Balaenopteridae.
GCCCCGCCCCGCUCGCCCGGCGUCGCGGAGCGGCGGAGUCAAGAUGGAGGAGUACGCGCGCGAGCCUUGCCCCUGGCGCAUUGUGGACGACUGUGGUGGGGCCUUUACGAUGGGAACCAUAGGUGGCGGGAUCUUUCAAGCAAUCAAAGGUUUUCGCAAUUCUCCGGUGGGAGUAAACCACAGACUGCGAGGGAGUCUGACAGCCGUUAGAACCAGGGCCCCACAGUUGGGAGGUAGCUUUGCAGUUUGGGGAGGUCUGUUUUCCAUGAUUGACUGCAGUAUGGUUCAAGUCAGAGGGAAAGAAGAUCCCUGGAACUCCAUCACGAGUGGUGCCUUAACAGGAGCCAUCCUGGCAGCAAGAAACGGACCAGUGGCCAUGGUUGGGUCAGCCGCGAUGGGUGGCAUUCUGCUAGCUCUCAUUGAAGGAGCUGGUAUCUUGUUGACAAGAUUUGCCUCUGCCCAGUUUCCCAACGGUCCUCCGUUUGCUGAAGACCCCUCCCAGUUGCCUUCGGCCCAGUUACCAUCCUCACCUUUCGGGGACUAUCAACAAUACCAGUAGGACCUCUCUCCCAGGACUUCUGUAACAGAAUGAGCUGCGGUUCAAGGAAGGAUUUCAGAAGGUCAAAUUCAGUCUGUUUUUAAAACUGUAGGUGGGACAACUAUGGCCAAAUAGGCUGUGAAGAGACAUUUAGCACAUUUUUCUAUUUAAAGGAACGUGGGGGGUGGGGGAGGGUCUUAAAAGAUAAUACAUUUAUUUAUUCACACUUGGAUUGUGUUUGUGAUCAAAAUAAAUGUCUGAAAUCUUUAGAAGGAAAAACAGUAAGUGCUUGGAAGAUGAAGGACCAGUGGCAAACAGCAAUGAAGCAUGACCAUCAUUUCCUUGGGGACCUCUCUGCCUGGUUUUGUUCUGUUAAACAAUAAAAAACGCCAGGAGAUUGCUCUUUCUAUUAAGAUAAGUUGCAGAGUUCUACUUUUCGUCCUUGAAUUCAAAUAAUGCAGAGUCCAUUGAAAGUUGCACGUGGUGCAGUCAUCAAGGAUUGGUCCACAGCAAACACUUCUGGGCUGGAAGGCUGCGGGAAAGUGCUUAGCCUUCUCCUUGCAAGUAAAAAAAUAUGCCACGUCUUGAUUUUGAGGGUGUCGGAUACAAAACUCUCUUCACCUCUGAAGCUACUGUGUCUUGAUUCUUAAUCAUCAGAAAAGCUUCCUUCCGGUAUACCCAGUUCUGUAUGAGAAGGUUCCUGGAGGGCAUAAUAGCCCUGGAAAAGUUUGGCAUUUAUGGUAUGCUGGAAAGUAAAAUACAUGCUGUUUUUAA